AUGCUAAAUACGUCUCCUAUAAAUAUCGAACAAUGGCUUCAGGACAAUGGCCACCUCUUGCAGCCUCCGGUUAACAACUUUUGUCUGCAUAGAGGCGGCUUCACGGUGAUGAUCGUGGGAGGACCCAACGAGCGAACUGACUAUCACGUCAAUCCGACUCCGGAAUGGUUUCACCAGAAACGCGGCCACAUGACCCUGCGGGUCGUGGACGAGACUUUGCAAGGUGCAGAUCGCUUCAAAGAUGUGACGAUCAACGAAGGUGACUCGUACCUGCUGCCUGCAAAGGUUCCACACAACCCUGUUCGGUAUGCAAACACCGUAGGUAUUGUUGUGGAGCAGGACCGUCCUGAAGGCCAGCACGAUAUGCUGAGAUGGUACUGCCGGAAGUGCCAGUCCGUGGUGUGCCAAUUCGACUUCCAGAUGCGUGAUCUGGGCACACAGGUGAAAGAGGGAAUUCUCGCGUUCGACAGCGAUUUGAAGCACAGGAUAUGCUCCCAUUGCGGAACUGAGAACUACUCUAAACCGCAGUAG
Lachancea lanzarotensis is the source of this 531-nucleotide messenger RNA. It is a transcript of the gene BNA1, whose product is annotated as LALA0S06e01222g1_1. The record is from RefSeq and is a predicted model, not a curated record. The transcript has a single exon. The coding region runs from base 1 to 531 and encodes 176 amino acids. Lineage: Eukaryota; Fungi; Ascomycota; Saccharomycetes; Saccharomycetales; Saccharomycetaceae. Gene Ontology annotation, cellular component: cytoplasm. Gene Ontology annotation, biological process: quinolinate metabolic process; 'de novo' NAD+ biosynthetic process from L-tryptophan. Gene Ontology annotation, molecular function: 3-hydroxyanthranilate 3,4-dioxygenase activity; iron ion binding.